Messenger RNA from Rodentolepis nana, 675 nucleotides. The record is from the annotation of a GenBank genome assembly. Lineage: Eukaryota; Metazoa; Platyhelminthes; Cestoda; Cyclophyllidea; Hymenolepididae.
AUGCUGAGGUUUGCUAGAUAUUUCCCCUUCUCAACAUAUCGUUCAAUAGAUUUGACUGCUUCCUUCUCGCGUAAAGCUAAUUUGAGUCAAUUUGAGGAUCGAAUUCUACGUGAAUCAGAGACAUUAGGUUUAUUAGUUAAGAACUCAACUGUUCGUGUCCAAUUCUCGCCUAAGCUUCCCGAACGUUUAACCCAGAGUCUUUCAAUCACAAAUGAUUCUCCCAUCGAAGUCCAGUCGUCUGUUAUUAAAUCUCUCAUACGCAAAGAAAAUGUCUCUAUUAGAAUUCUUGAAGAAACUGAAGGCUCGUCAUUAGUCAUUAUUGAGCCAAAUCAAGAAUCGAAAUCUUCAUCUUCCUCUUAUAGAGAUAAGUUGCUAAAAAUGCGCACAAACAUAGAUGACCACAUGUUGGGAAUUAAAGUGAAACAGGCGACUGAACUUGCUGCCAAGGGGCACGAAGUCAGUAUAAAUGUACGCCUUACUAAUCAACAACUCAGACAAAUAAAUGACUCUCAAACUCUUUCAGAAGAACAGAAGCUGUCAAUGAAAAAAAACUUAUACGAUUCCAACAUCAAGCGAUUCACCGAAGCGUUCAAAGGGUGCACUUCCAAGAAUCCGAAGUUGAUAGAAAGCAAUGACCUCAGGGAAUUUACAAUAGUUCUCUCUCCUCGACAGUAG